Messenger RNA from Hemibagrus wyckioides, 2358 nucleotides. It is a transcript of the gene bmp7a, whose product is annotated as bone morphogenetic protein 7a. The record is from RefSeq and is a predicted model, not a curated record. Bases 348 to 1604 code for a protein of 418 amino acids. Gene Ontology annotation, biological process: SMAD protein signal transduction. Lineage: Eukaryota; Metazoa; Chordata; Actinopteri; Siluriformes; Bagridae. Gene Ontology annotation, molecular function: cytokine activity; growth factor activity. The transcript is spliced from 8 exons. Gene Ontology annotation, cellular component: extracellular region.
GGUGUCUCUGAAAAUUCCAGAGCAGAUAAAAAACCAAAGAAAAAUCCCAGAGCGCAACUUGGAGAAGCCGAGAAGCUCUUCUCAACCCUGGUGUUCAGAUCGUGACGUCACGUCAACAUGGCUGCUCACACCAUCAACAGUCCACCCCCGAGGUGCAGCGCGCUCCUUAAAGUCUGCGCUCAGUGGAGCGCAACCGGCAGCGCAUCGCGUGAGGACACGAGGGAAGAACGGGGGAGCAACACAGACGACUGAGGAGAAAAAGAGAAAGAGAGAGAGAGAGAGAGAAAGAAAGAAAUAGAAAUAGAAAUCUAGAAACUAACCACACGCACAGGACUCGAACUUCCAGCAUGUUGAGGUUGAUCGCGGGUUGGUGGUGCUGCUGCGCCGUCUUGGUCGCAGCAAACUUCACGAUGGAGAACGACUUGGGCUCGGCUUUCGUGCACCGAGCGCUGCGCAGUCAGGAGCGCCGGGAGGUUCAGAGAGAGAUCCUGUCCGUGCUCGGUUUGCCCCGGCGGCCGCGACCUCACUCGCCGGAGCGGCGCACGGCGGCGCCCAUCUACAUGCUGGAGCUGUACAACGCGGCGCUGGAACCCGCUGCUUCCGGUUUCUCUCGCGCUGCGGCUCCGGUUCUGGCUCCUGCUCUCGCACCGACGCCGACACGGCGAGACCAGCGCUAUCUGAGCGACGCCGACAUGGUGAUGAGCUUCGUCAAUAUGGUUGAUCCUGAAGAAGACCCGCAUGUGUUCCACCAGUUCCACCGAUUCGAUCUGUCCCGCAUUCCCGAGGGAGAAGCCGUGACUGCGGCCGAAUUCCGCGUCUACAAAGACUUUGUUCACGAACGUGCCGAAAACGAGACCUUUCACGUCAGCGUGUAUCAAGUGCUCCGGGAAUACGAUGACAGGGAUUCGGAUCUGUUCUUGCUGGACUCGCGGGUGAUUUGGGCAGCAGAAGAAGGCUGGCUGGUGUUCGAUCUCACAGCUACCAGUAACCACUGGAUUUUGAACCCAGGUCAGAACCUGGGCUUGUUGCUUGUUCUGGAGAGUGCAGAUGGUGACCGUGUGAACCCCAGGGUUGCAGGGCUGGUGGGCAACCAAGGACCUCAGAACAAGCAGCCAUUCAUGGUGGCGUUCUUCAGAGCUACAGGCGUCCGUUUGCGCAGCGUCCGCUCAGCUCCCGGACACAAACAGAGGAACCAAAACCGCCCAAAGACUCCUAAACACACACCGCCUUCCAGCCAGGAGGCCCUGAGGUUGGCAGAGGCAGCAGAGAAUGUUAGUGUGGACCCAAAACAGGGCUGUAAGAAACAUGAACUCUAUGUCAGCUUCAGAGAACUGGGAUGGCAGGACUGGAUUAUUGCCCCAGAAGGCUAUGCUGCAUACUACUGUGAGGGCGAGUGUGCCUUCCCUUUAAAUUCCUACAUGAACGCCACCAACCACGCCAUUGUGCAGACGCUGGUUCACUUCAUAAACCCAGAAUCCGUCCCGAAGCCGUGCUGCGCCCCCACUCAGCUCCACGGCAUUUCUGUCCUGUAUUUCGACGACAGCUCCAACGUCAUCCUGAAGAAAUAUCGCAACAUGGUGGUCCGAGCGUGUGGCUGCCACUGACGGACGCGUACACACACACGCGUACAAGUCCAGACGCUCGGCUGGAGGAUGGAAAAGCGGGAGAUGGAAUUGAGGCCAGCCGUGCCUUCAGGAGCCACACGUUUAAUAAGACUCGUUACUGGAGGGGGAAAAAAGCUGGACCGCUGUGCUGUGCCCACGUGUUUCAAGUGCGUCACAACUGCAGUCGAGUCGAGUGGGAGCUGCUUUUAUUAUACGCUGUAGAACUGAGAAUGGUUUUAAAAAGGUUCAGCAAAAGAGCACAUGAUGAGAUGUGUUAAAUUAGUGUUUAGGCACACUUUCCUCGCUUGAGUCACUGGAGACCGGGUCAAAAACAAUAUCAGUGUGAUGAACAGUGGGAAAUUCUUUUCAUUUUUGGCGUACAGGAAUCAAAGUGACGUAAAAGUGUUGUUUUUUUUUCCACUCAGAAGAUUUAUAAGUGUGUGAUUUAUACAUGCAGGUGGAUGUUUGGUGUGUGUGUGUUUUCUCUCAACCCCCUUGUGGCAAAACCCCCAUCCCACACGCUGCAUUUAUCACACAGCCCGAGUGUUCAGCAUGUGUUAACUGCCGGCAACAGGACCAUCACUUACUCCGACCUCUCCUCUGAAGCGGGUCCAAAGCUGCGGGUGGCGGCCUGGACAGCAGCAUGUGGUUCUCAUCUGUGUUCUCUCUGUAGACCGGAUGAUAAAGCAGCUAAAUAGAACUGUCUGGAUAGGGACAGGUGCAAUUGAUUUUUUUUUUUUUUUUUUUUUUUUUU